CGGCGCAGGAAACGACACUGCGGUUUUUAGCCGUGAGUUCGCCUGUUCGCCGCCGUGUUCUCCGCUGUUUGCGAACUGCUUUAAAGACACCAGAAACAUGCCAAUGGAGGCUUGCUGACCAAAAUGGCUGGGCGCAGUGAAAUGUGAAAUAUUCUUGCUAAGGUUAUCCUUUCUGCACGCAACGCGACUGUCACGCGAACACGGCGGCCAAAACGCAUUACUGAAGGUUGCUCCAAUUUGACCUGCAACAUGUCUGAUUUACUGAGAUAUAUCGACUAUGACCAUAAAGCCACCUUUCUGAAGAUGCUCAACCAACAGAGGAUGGAAGGUGAGCACUGUGAUGUGGUGGUGGUGGUGGAGAACAUAGAGUUCAGGGCCCACCGCUGCGUCUUGGCAGCCUGCAGCAACUACUUCAAAAAGCUCUUCAAGAAACAGAGCGAAGAGGACAACUCCAUCGUGGAGUUGGACUUCAUCCGCUCUGACAUCUUUGAAGAGGUGCUGAAUUACAUGUACACAGCCAGGCUCGCCGUGAGGAAGAAGGACAUCAAUAUGAUGAUGUCAUCCGGCCAGAUCCUGGGGAUCAACUUCCUGGAUAACCUGUGCACACAGAAACGUGAGCUGACCAACAUGAAGACCAGAGAGAACCAGGCUCCUGGAGACCAUGGGAUGCGAGCUCAGGACGCCAUCCUGAAGGAGCUCGCCAUGGAGGAGGUGAGGAAGAACAGCUUCUAUGAUCAGGGGAUGGAUAGUAUGGGGCCCGGGGGCUCUCACGUGUCUCAGCCGCACAACUACAACACCAACAUGAGCAAAGAUCCUCACGGCCACGGCUGGGGCUCCUCUUCAUCCAGCGACAUGAAGCUGGAGUACCUGCUGUACGGCCACCGUGACCACGGCUCCUGCCAGAGCACAGGUGCGAAGCCCAUGGACCACAACGCCAAAAAGGAGCGGCUGCUCACCGCCAACCGCCCCUACGGCUGCGAGCACUGCCCCAAAGCCUUCACCACCGCCGCCCACCUCAAGGAGCAUCUGAAGAUCCACUCCGGCUUCAAGCCCCACCGCUGCGUGGUGUGCGGCAAGGCCUUCAUCAGGGGCCCCGACCUGAAGAGGCACGAGAGGGUCCACAGCAACGAGAGGCCCUUCGCGUGCCAAAUGUGCGAAAAGGCCUUCAAGCACAAGUCUCACCUGAAAGACCACGAACGGCAGCACCGGGGCGAGCGGCCAUUCAACUGCGGCUCCUGCGACAAAGCCUUCAUCAAAGCGUCGGAUCUGAAGCGCCACUGGAACACGAUGCACAGCGGCAACUCCCGCAGACAGAUGUCCCUGUCUCCCGCUGCCUCCCAGCACGGCCAGGCAGACGCCACCGACCAGAGAGACUGGAAAAUGGAAACCGGGCCACAUUCGCAUAACUCUGGGGACUGUUGAGCCUGCAAACACACCAAACCACACUCAUACUGACACACACGCACCCACAACAGUCACUUAAAAACAUGUAUACACACUGACACAACCACAACCCAGUGACAGGCUGAUGGCCUGACAUCACAUGGACAAUGAUCGGAGUGAGUAACAAGAGAUCAUAGCAUGUUCAUAAGACUGUGGGGCUGUAUUAUUAUUAUUAUUCUAAAGAGUUAUGUCAAAACGAUGUUUUCUUUCCACCUGUAAAAUCAUGUAAAUGUUUAGUUCACUCUACGUAUAUUUUUCACAAAGCAUCGUUGCUAUCUAGACUGGGGGUUCUCUUAACAUUAUUCUCUUUUACUUUUAUGGGAUAUGUAACAUUUAAAUGUUUGUUUAACCUUUACUGGAUUUUAUGGAGAUAAAGAGAGAAAUAGAGUGGGGGAGGGGGGAAGAUUUUUCUGGAUAACAUUUGUUGCAUUGAGUAUAUUCAUGUGGAUGUUUUUAAUGGAUGUGUUUAGUUGUAUUGAUUGAUAUUACACUGUAAGAGUAAGAGUCACCAUUUUGCAUUUGAUGCAGAUGAUACCAAAGUCUUGGGCCUUUGAUGGAUUGUCUUUAAAGGCUGUCCUGCCCAAGCAACCGGCCAACUAGAUUUACUGUUAUACAGUAUAACUGUCAUCCAGCUAUCAACAGUUAAUGAUAGAUGUCUGUAUAUACUGUAGCUUAGUUUGUUGCACAAUUAGAGUACACGAUAUUGAAUUAUGCACAUAUAACAUUGUCCUACUCCUACACUUUGACAAUAAACACCAUUUGCUGUGUUUUA
Siniperca chuatsi (mandarin fish) is the source of this 2215-nucleotide messenger RNA. Its product is annotated as zinc finger and BTB domain-containing protein 14-like. Lineage: Eukaryota; Metazoa; Chordata; Actinopteri; Centrarchiformes; Sinipercidae. The record is from RefSeq and is a predicted model, not a curated record. The transcript has 2 exons. Gene Ontology annotation, cellular component: nucleus. Bases 250 to 1422 code for a protein of 390 amino acids. Gene Ontology annotation, molecular function: RNA polymerase II cis-regulatory region sequence-specific DNA binding; protein binding; DNA-binding transcription factor activity, RNA polymerase II-specific. Gene Ontology annotation, biological process: regulation of transcription by RNA polymerase II.